Austrofundulus limnaeus is the source of this 2384-nucleotide messenger RNA. RefSeq names its product microtubule-associated protein, RP/EB family, member 2 (gene mapre2). Gene Ontology annotation, molecular function: microtubule binding. Lineage: Eukaryota; Metazoa; Chordata; Actinopteri; Cyprinodontiformes; Rivulidae. The record is from RefSeq and is a predicted model, not a curated record. The transcript has 7 exons. The coding region runs from base 191 to 1201 and encodes 336 amino acids.
AGGGCAGCAGGGAUUUGUGAGGAAUAAGCGGACAAGCAAGGAGACUCGGAGCUGCGGCAUUUUCUUUCAGUGUUCGCAUCGUCCCUGCUCAUUUAUUUUUUUUUCUUCUCGCAAGCACACUCCCUCCCCCCUCCUACCCCCGGCCAGAAGGAGAACAGAGUAGUAUCUGUUCGACAUUUCAGAGACGCAAAUGCCCGGUCCCACCCAAGCCCUUUCACCAAAUGGAGAGAAUAACAACGACAUCGUCCAGGACAACGGAACCAACAUCAUCCCUUACAGGAAAAAUACGGUGCGAGGAGAGCGCGCCUACAGUUGGGGGAUGGCGGUCAACGUUUAUUCUACCUCAAUAACCCAGGAGACUAUGAGCAGGCAUGACAUUACUGCCUGGGUUAACGACAUUCUCUGCCUAAACUACACAAAAGUGGAGCAGCUCUCAUCAGGAGCUGCUUAUUGCCAGUUCAUGGAUCUGCUCUUCCCUGGCUGCAUCAGUCUUAAAAAGGUCAAAUUUCAAGCUAAAUUGGAGCAUGAAUAUAUCCACAAUUUUAAACUGCUGCAGGCAUCCUUCAAAAGAAUGAAUGUGGACAAGAUUAUUCCUGUGGAGAAACUGGUUAAGGGCAGAUUUCAGGACAAUCUCGAUUUCAUCCAGUGGUUUAAGAAAUUCUUCGAUGCAAAUUAUGAUGGUAAAGAGUACGACCCGGUUGCAGCUAGGCAGGGCCAGGAUGCCAUUCCCCCACCUGAUCCCGGUGAGCAAAUCUUCAACCUGCCAAAGAAGUCUCACCAUGCUGCCAGCUCCCCUACUGCAGGAGCAUCAAGAUCGAGCGCYACUACCCCGAAGUCUUCAACACCAACAUCUAGACCUUCAUCAGCCAAAAGGAUACCUGUGGUUGCWACAACUCCCGCCAAGGGAGAGAAAGAACUGGAAGCACAAGUCACACAUCUUACUGAGCAAGUGAACACACUAAAGUUGGCACUGGAAGGAGUUGAGAAGGAGCGGGAUUACUACUUCAGCAAGCUGCGAGAAGUGGAGCUGCUGUGCCAGGAGCAGGGGGAAGAAAAUGCUCUGUUUGUCAACCAGCUAAUGGAGACGCUUUACGCCGAGCAGGAUCGAGCGGAGCUGGCUGAGGGUGAUGGACAGGAAGCGAACGAAGAAGCCCUCGAGGGGGCUUCACAUGAUCAGCAGGAGGAACAGGAUGAAUACUGACUGCCAUCACCACUCACUAGUUUUACCCCUUUUUAAGAUGUGAGAACCGUCAAGGAUUUUAUUUUAUUUUUCCCCUCCUCAUGGUUUUUGUUCUCUCUGAGACUGAGCACAUGAAGCAACUCCUGGAUAGAAGUACCACCGCAGGGUUUUUAUUUUGUUUUGUAUCUCCUUGCUCACCGUUUGAUGUUUUUGUGACUUUUGGUGAACUGCUGUGGCAGGUUGGUGUUCAUGACCUCUACUAGCAGACAAGCUCAGACCAUCACAGAAGUUCCCAAGGACUAUGUGUGAGUGUGUGUGUGUGAGUGUGUGUGUGAAAAAUCAGUUCAUAUUCUACAGUGGAUGUGAUAAAAUGCUGAAGUUUAGACGGGUAACUGUUACCUGUCAGUGCAAGUGUUAAACUAUAAGCUUUUGUCCUUUUUUAUUUGGUUAUAUUUCAUAUCAAUAAUUACAAGAAUGCAAUAAGCAAUGCCCUGGAAGGGCUCCUAGUAGCUCUUAUUUAACCUUCUCCCGUUCGUUGAACUGAUAUUGACUCUGUAUUGGACAAUCUGUCCAUAGAUAUUCACCAUAUUUAUUAUUAUAAUUAUUUUUAAGCCUUAGAAAUAGUGCAAAAAUCUGCAUUGCGUCCUACAUGAAGGAGGACAAUACAGUCAUUAAAUAGUGAAUAAAAAUGUAGUAAAAUGCCAGCUUGGAACAGUUUGACAGCUGUCCUCACAAAUCCAAGAUUUCAGAUAAUCAAGAUAGUUUUUGACGCUGUCCAACUAGGCUUGACUAGUUUAAUAAUGAACAAAUGAUUUCAACUUAAGCUGGAACUGUUCAGAAUUCUGACAUUCUGACAAUUUUCCUUUUUUUUUAAACCACGUCUUAGAGUGACAAAUCAGUUCACUGAGCAGUUUGUCUCACUAUAUUCCAGUAAGUACAUCGUAUACCCAUUCUUAAUAUUACAUUUACUAAUACUGAGAUGGACAGCUCACCACAAUGCUUUAGUUAUAUAUUAUUGUGUAAAUGAAAAAKGAAUGUAAACAUGUAAUGUCAAUAAUUAUUGAAUGGUAAAUGUUUUCUUUUUUUCCCCCCGUGUCCCACUCAUUAUGCAUUCCGCAGAAAAUGUGUUGCAUGUUAGCAUUUUAUUUGUGAAUAACUUGACCUGCUUUUUACAUAUUUAAUAAAAAACAGACAUGUUACGUGA